Messenger RNA from Bolinopsis microptera, 1197 nucleotides. RefSeq names its product protein archease-like. Bases 62 to 733 code for a protein of 223 amino acids. Gene Ontology annotation, biological process: tRNA splicing, via endonucleolytic cleavage and ligation. The transcript has 2 exons. The record is from RefSeq and is a predicted model, not a curated record. Lineage: Eukaryota; Metazoa; Ctenophora; Tentaculata; Lobata; Bolinopsidae. Gene Ontology annotation, cellular component: tRNA-splicing ligase complex.
UAAAACAAUUUACCUUAGGAGAUGUUAACUUGAUUUGAACUAAUUGGAAACAAAGAUCAAUAUGGAAGAGGAGGUGCGGUCAGAGAAAAGACGACACAAAACAAGCGAGUCAGAUACCCCACCAGAAUAUAAGAAGCACGUAAAUACCAACCCAUCCCAUCCAUCAACCAACAUCUCAGUUUCACAUUUAGGGGACGAAUGCGCGCCACCAACAGAAAUAGCUGACAAUGAGAACUCUGCAAACCGGCGGGCCCUUGAAUCAGACGACCAGCUGCCGCACACUGGACCGGAGGACCCUAACCGACCCUCCCGCGGCUACGAAUACUGUGAUCACACCGCAGAUAUCCAGGUGCAUUCCUGGGGAGUAAACCUCAAGGAGGCAUUCGAGGAAUGCUGCGUGGGAAUGUUUGGGUAUAUUACAGAUCUCACAACUGUUGAACCUAAAGAUACCUUCACUUUGGAGGCUGAGGGGCAUGACAUGGACACCUUACUGUUCCAUUUCUUAGAUGAGUGGUUGUACGCGUUCAGUGCUGAACCUUACUUCACCCCUAACGAGAUCAAUAUCCUUGAGUUUGACGAGGCGAAUUUUAAAAUAAAGUGUGAGGGGUACGGUGAGCCGUUUGAUCUUCAGAAGCACCCCCAGGGGACGGAAGUGAAAGCUAUAACUUAUAGUGCUAUGCAGAUUAAACAACAUGAUAAGGGUUGCGAAGUGUACGUUAUUGUGGAUAUUUAACAUAUUUAACAUAUUUAAGAUAUUUUUUAAGGUGGUGUUUUGUUAGCUCGGGACUUGGGUUAGCGACAGUUUUAUGUUGUAGGUUUAUAACCUACCAGGACGCGCGCCGAGUUGGACUCGUUGGAACAAAUAUUUUACGAGUAUCACCCGUUAAGUUUUAUGUAGCAGGCAGAUUCAGAAGCACUGAAGCAGGUUAUAUUACCAGUCCACAAAAUAAAAUUACUUAAUAUCGUACAUAAAUUAUACAGAAGUUCAUUGCACUUUUUUAUGUUACUGUAUCUUGAUUAUUAUUAUUUGAUAAAUAAUUACUAUUUGUGGCGACUCGUUUCUUUCUUAGAUGAUUUUUAUUAUUUUACGCAGAUUUUAGUGGACUUCACAUGAAUUGGUUGAAUCAAUUUUUAGAAUUGUGUUGAAGUUUAUUUCUGUAAUUGUUUGUGAUAUAUGCUAGUUUUACUUACAUUUCU